Pogoniulus pusillus (Red-fronted tinkerbird) is the source of this 3099-nucleotide messenger RNA. It is a transcript of the gene PIK3R5, whose product is annotated as phosphoinositide-3-kinase regulatory subunit 5. The transcript has 18 exons. Gene Ontology annotation, cellular component: phosphatidylinositol 3-kinase complex, class IB. The coding region runs from base 1 to 2685 and encodes 894 amino acids. Lineage: Eukaryota; Metazoa; Chordata; Aves; Piciformes; Lybiidae. Gene Ontology annotation, biological process: G protein-coupled receptor signaling pathway; positive regulation of MAP kinase activity. The record is from RefSeq and is a predicted model, not a curated record. Gene Ontology annotation, molecular function: 1-phosphatidylinositol-3-kinase regulator activity.
AUGCAGCACACCACGUGCACAGAGGACAGGAUCUACCACGCACUGGAAAGAUGCCUGCAUGGGCUCAGCAGAGAUGCUGUCUCCAGUAGAUGGGCUGCUGGGCUGUGCCUGAACUGCUGGAGCCUGCAGGAGCUGGUGAGCCGAGACGCCAGCAACUACCUCAUCCUUGUGGAGAAGAUCCUCAGCAAGGCCAAAGAGGUGCAGGAGAAGUGUGACUACGCUCUCGUCACGCCCCUGGCUCUGCUUUUCUACUCUGCCGUCCUGUGUGCUCCUCACUUCCCACCAGACUCUGACCUGCUCCUGAAAGCUGCCAGUAUCUACCACAGCUUCCUGACCUGGCCUGUGCCCUACUGCGACAUCUUCCGCGAGCUGCUCACCUUCAUCAGCAACGAGCUAAAGGCUCCUGGAAUCUCUUUCCAGAGGCUAGUGAGGACUGAGCAAGGCCUCCCUGUGAAGAACUACCAGAGCUCCACUGUGACUGUGCUGCUGCUGAACCGCUCCGAGGUGCAGAGCGAGUUCCUCUCCAUCGCCGAGAAGCUGAGCUCCAGCGAGCAGCCCCAGCACACCACUCUGGUCAUGCUGCUGGAGCACCUCUACCAGGCCAACUUUGGCACCCGCUGCGACCUGGACAGCCUGCACCACCUCCUGAAGUCCAAGACCCUGGAGGAGCUCUCAGAGAUCUACGCCAGUGCUGCUGAGGCACAGGAGGUGGCAGCCACCACCAGCGACCCUGUCCUGGCCCGGGAGCGGCUGCAGUCCGUGCUGAGGGACAUUGCCAGUGCUGCCUCCUUUCCUGCUAUCACAGGUGAGGCUCAGCCACGCAAGCUCCACACCAUCCCCAUCCCCACUGCCCGCUGCUACACUUAUAGCUGGGAUCAGGAUAACUUUGAUAUCCUCAACGAUAUCCUCAGCAAAGAGUACAGCGUUGUGGAGCCCAUGGUCUCAGAGAACGAGGAAGAAGAGGAGGAGGAGGAGGAAGAAGUGGAGAGCAACGGCUGCUCCCCCGAGCGAGACUCGCUGCUUUCCCCCAUCUCUGCCAUUUCCACAGACUCUGUCUACUCGGCGCUGUCGGAGGAAGGCACUAAGCCCUCACGGGUGUCCCUCUUCACCACCUCCAAGGACUCCAUCUCGGAGCUGACAGUGGCCUCCAGGAGGUCGCUGAAGUCGUUCGUCUCCAGCCUGAAGGACUGCAUGGACAGCGGCUACGCCGAGGACAGCGACGAGAGCUCCUUGGACGCCGCGGGCAGGCCGGAGCUGCAGGCGGAGAAGCCCCCGCACAGGCACCGCCACACGCUGACCACCAGGCUCUACAAGCUGUUCAAGAGCAAGAGCCAGCUGGUGCUGCGGCGGGAGCUGCGGGGCCGGGAGCCCUGGGGCCGGGAGCCGCGGGGCCGGGAGCCGCGGGGCUGCCCCCUGGCGGCGUCGCUGCCGCUGCGCCGCGCCGAGAGCCUGUGCGCGCCGCCGGCCGAGCCGCGCGUGCCGGCGCGCUCCCGCCGCGCGCUCUCGCUGCCGCAGCAGGGGCCGGGGCCGGGGCCGCGCCCGCCCGCCCCGCGCCCGCCCGGCCCCCGCCGCCCCUGCAGCCGCUGCGGCGAGCACGCCGAGCCGGGCACCCUGCGCGUCGUCGUCUUCGGCUCCGACCGCAUCUCGGGCAAGGUGGCCAGAGCCUACGGCAACCUCAGGCUCAAGGAGAGCACCUGCCCCUCACUGACAAGGUACUUCAAGCUGCAGUUUUUCUACGUCCCUGUGAAGAGGAGCUGCUUGGCUCCAGCAACCCCUCUGAUGCACUCCUCCCCAUCCCUGGGGGACCCACACCUUCGGGCCCCAGCACAGGCGGACCCCACCUUGGCUGGGAUGGAGAGUAGCACCAAUGACAUCUCCCACUACAUUGGCAUGCUGGACCCAUGGUACGAGCGCAACGUUCUUGGGCUGAUGAGCCUGCCCAUGGACGUCCUGUGCCAGUCAGCCAAGCCUGAAGCUGAGCCCCAGGAGGACUCACAUGAGCAGUUACCCAUCCUGGCAGACAUGAUCCUCUACUACUGCCGCUUCGCCACACGCCCUGUCCUGCUGCAGCUCUACCAGACAGAGCUCACCUUCAUUGGGGGAGAAAAGAUGACUGAAGUCUUCAUCCAUUCCCUGGAGCUGGGCCACUCGGCAGCCACUCGGGCAAUCAAGGCAUCGGGUCCAGGCAGCAAGAGGCUUGGCAUAGAUGGGGACAGAGAAGCAAUCCCACUCACACUACAGAUUGCCUACAGCAAGACAGCUGUCAGUGGAAGAAGUCACUGGAAUGACGUUGAGAAGGUCUGCACAUCUGUCAACCUUAGCAAAGCCUGCAAGAAGCAUGAAGAACUGGCCUCAAAGACAGAAUGUCUAAACCUAACCAUGACAGAGGUGGUCAAGAGGCAAAACUCCAAAUCCAAAAAAAGUUUCAAUCAGAUAAGUGUGUCCCAGAUCAAAGUAGACAAGGUCCAGAUUACUGGUGUCCAGUCCUCCUUCGCCGUGUGCUUGGACCAGGAUGAGCAGAAGAUCCUGCAGAGUGUCACCAGGUGUGAGAUCUCUGUGUGCUACAGACCCCAGGACAGUGAUCUCUUGGAACUGAGAAGGUCCUCUUUGCCUCCCCAGGACCCCUCUGAGCUUCAUUCUCUCCAUUGUUUACCUAUUGCUACCUUCAGUGGAGCACUGCCAUAGAAGAGCCCUGUGUCCUUUUCAGACCAGACUCCCAUCCAGCACCAGGCUAGGCUCUGACCAAGGAAGCUGCCUGGCCUCUUUUGGGCUGGAGAUGGACUCAAGUCCAAGAUAUCCCGCAGCCAAGGCUUGGAGUGGUGACCAAGCUGCUCCUGGGCUGGGCUUAGCCCAUGCUUGGGGAAUAGGAACACCUGUGUUGUGCUCUGGUGUCUCUCAGGGUUCCUCAGAAAUGGGAGGAGAGUGGUUUCUGUGAGCUCUCCGGCUGGUGGAGCACACUGCCAACAGCUGGGUUAAGAGGGCAAGGCGAGGGCAGUGACGCUUCCCUGCCAGCAGCGGUGCUGUGGCUGUGUGUGCCAGGGAUGGCAUGGCCAGUAGGAUCUAGGGGGGCAUUUUGGAAACCCAGUGUCCUUGGUUGGG